CUAGAUAGUAUUUAAAAACUUCUUGCCUCACAAUAUAUGAAUUCACAAAUUCACAUUACUUUUUGGUUCUUUUAUACUGUACGUAGUUGAGAUUUUCAAAGCUUAGCUUGCACAAUACAUACAUCACACAAGAAGAAGAGAGGAUCAAAGAUGAGAACCAGUUGCUUCCUGGGUCUUCACCCUCCACCAUCUUCAAAACAAGCUUCUCUCAUCCCCAUAAAGCCACCUCAAAUUCCACUGACGAAAACUAACGAAGAUGGCUGCUGGAGGAAGCAAUUCGUUGUGAUGGGAGUAGCAGCGUCGUACUGCACCAUCAUCGGACUAGAAUUCUCCGAUCCGGUGGCCUCAUCAGCUCAUGAAUCCAUGGCACACGAGGAGAUCAUCAUGAUCGGAGAGGUUGAUGAAGUGGUGUUGAACAAUUCAUGGUCGGUUUCGGUUGGUAGUGGCGGUGCCAAAUGGAGCCAGAAAAGGGCGUGUCCUCCUUGGCGAGGUAACGCUUUGGAAACCAUCGUGCCGGAGAAUCUUCCGCGGCCAGCGGCGCGGCGGAGAUACGAGGCUGUUCGGUCAACCUCCAAGACGGCGCCGCCGCUCUCUGAAGCCUUCAAAAUUAAAUCCAACAGUUAUAGUUGCUUCUCCAUGUAGUAAAACUGUAAUUACUUGUAUAUAAUAGUUAUAGUUACUGAUUAUUAAUUGCAGACAUGGUUAAUUAUGUGCUCUUUUACACUCAA
This is a messenger RNA of Lotus japonicus, 728 nucleotides long. RefSeq names its product protein CHLOROPLAST VESICULATION-like. Bases 151 to 642 code for a protein of 163 amino acids. The transcript has 2 exons. Lineage: Eukaryota; Viridiplantae; Streptophyta; Magnoliopsida; Fabales; Fabaceae. The record is from RefSeq and is a predicted model, not a curated record.